Messenger RNA from Malania oleifera, 1631 nucleotides. RefSeq names its product nudix hydrolase 19, chloroplastic. Gene Ontology annotation, cellular component: cytosol. The coding region runs from base 140 to 1465 and encodes 441 amino acids. The record is from RefSeq and is a predicted model, not a curated record. Gene Ontology annotation, molecular function: metal ion binding; NADH pyrophosphatase activity. Gene Ontology annotation, biological process: NADP+ catabolic process; NAD+ catabolic process. Lineage: Eukaryota; Viridiplantae; Streptophyta; Magnoliopsida; Santalales; Ximeniaceae. The transcript has 6 exons.
GACCGAUACCCGCAACCAUCACGAAGAUCCAUCUUCGUUACAUGUGUCGUCAAAGCGCGAAGCCAAGUCACUGAGUCACCACCAACCCUCUCCUCCUUCAUUUUUCAACCUUCCAACAACCCAAUGGAAAAUCAGGGAAAUGCUUUAUCUCUUCGCUUCGUCUUCUUCUUCCGCUUCUGCUCUUCUCUCUAAGGCACUAUCAGCCCACCGACUUACAAGGACCCUCUGCUAUCUCCAUCCCACCACCAUGUCCGUUAACUUGCAAACCCAUGCUUUUGCCGGCAACCCCCUGAGAUCCAAAACGCCAAAAUCAGAAGACCCUUUUUCACCCAAUUCGGCCGUCAAGACCCUUAAGACUCUGCUUUUGGAGGAUACCCAUGUCCUAUCUUCCCCUAAUUUUAAGGUACUGCCCUUCAGAAAGGGUAGGCCUUUGGCAACUUCGAGCGGCGGCGGCGAUUCCUCGCCGGUUUGGCAACUGGGUUGGUUCAGCUUGGCUGAUUGUAGGGGUUUGUUGGCCGAUUCUGAGAUUCAAUUGAGCGAAGACUCUCUGGUGUAUUUGGGAUCGCGGCCCGAGGAUGAUGUCGUGUACUGGGCAGUCGAUGUUUCGGCGGCUUCUGGUGGUUUGGUUGGUGAAUUGGGCAGCAGGCUGUUUUCUUUUGUUGAGCUUCGGACGCUAAUGGUUGCUACUGAUUGGGCUGAUAGUGGGGCCAUGGGGCAAUUGGCUGUUGCUGGACAUGCAAGGGCCUUGUUGGAAUGGCAUAGCAUAUCACGUUUUUGUGGACAUUGUGGAGGAAAAACUGUCCCCAUGGAAGCUGGGAGGAGGAGACAGUGCCCAAACGAGUUAUGCAAGAAAAGGAUUUAUCCUCGUGUUGAUCCAGUUGUCAUCAUGUUAGUCAUUGAUAGAGAAAAUGACCGAGCACUCUUGAGUAGACAAUCGAGAUUUGUACCCCGCAUGUGGAGUUGCCUGGCUGGUUUUAUAGAGCCAGGAGAAAGUUUGGAAGAGGCGGUGAGGAGAGAAACAUGGGAAGAGACUGGUAUUGAAGUGGGAGAAGUUGUUUAUCAUAGUUCUCAGCCAUGGCCUGUUGGGCCAAAUAGCAUGCCAUGCCAGUUGAUGGUGGGGUUCUUUGCAUAUGCAAAAUCACUGGAGGUAAACGUGGACAAGGAAGAGUUGGAAGAUGCUCAAUGGCACAGCAGAGAAGAUGUGAAGAAAGCAUUGACAUUUGCCGAGUACAGGAAGGCACAAAGAGCAACAGCAGCGAAGGUGGAGCAGAUGUGCAGGGGAGUUGAAAAAGGGCAGAGCUUAGCUGCAGAUUUCAAUGUGGAAAGUGGGGAGCUUGCUCCAAUGUUUAUUCCUGGACCAUUUGCAAUUGCCCAUCACCUCAUCUCUUGCUGGGCCUAUCAAGGCGCGUUGGAUGGUGUGGAAGUUCAUUUGAAACAUCCUUGUGGCUCUGUUUCAAAUUUGUAACAUGAGUCUUGUUCCAUCCUAAAGAGGGGUCGCGCCAAAUCUGUAACAUUUAAGCAUUCAUUUUUUUCUGUUUAAACAGGAAAACAAUUUCUCAUUUUAAAAAUUGAAAUAAAAUGUAUUUGUUAAAUAAUUACAAACCACAUCAAUUAUUAAUAUUUCCUAAAAA